UCAACACAGCAAUUUCACGACUUACGGCCGGAGAGAUGAGUCCGUGCGGAACCACCGUGAGCGGAACCGGUUUGGGCUCGCCCCGGAUCGUCUAACAGUGGAAGAGUCGAACCUUGAGGGUGAGGCUUUAUGUAAUGGACAGGGGAACUUCUUGCGAUAUCCUGACUGUUAACGGCGGUGAUCGAGGAAGUUAGGCGCCUACACAAGGCGUUUUCUCUGGAUACUCAGCGAACAGGGAUUCACCGGUUCGCGUCCAGUUUUUGUUGAGAUUUUUCAUUCUGAGAAAUCUGAAGGAUUCAGGAAAGUAACGCUUUUUUUUUCAAGUGCGCCGAAAACUCACUGCAUUGGCCGGUGACCAAAUGUACAGGAAAUUGACAGUGUCUGUUUGUUUGAAUGGAAAAUACUAAACCGCAGACCACAAGUGCUUUGUUUCCAAAUUACUCAUAAGCCCGCCGUUGGAUCAAUUUCGUCUGUUUUGAUGAAAAGGGAAGAAAAGCUCCCGAUUACUGAAUACUGAGUGCUUACAUUUUUUCAUGUAAGCUGAGGAACGUCGCAGCUUCUAAACUUCGCUGGGACGUGUCAUCCAAACCGGAAUUCAACGAGCCAUCGCAUGUUUCAGAGAAUUACAUUACGCUAUUUGUCUUCUCAACAUGUUGGAAAGGACGCUUAAAACUGGCCGCCAACGAAGCUUUGCUAACUGAUGAACGGGUCAAAAUUGUCUGCGGAAAGGAUCCUUUUGAUUGUGCUCGAGAAUAUCACUUCAGCGGAGAAACUUGGUGCGUCAAAAUUCCUGAGUCGAUAGCUCCAAAAUCAGGAUCACAAAAAUUAGGUUCACCUGCAGCAAAUCUUGUCGUCAAGCCGUAAUCGUCACUUUGUCGAGAAUAUAUUUUCAUUUCUCUCGUAAAGCAACUACUCUAACCUGUAAGACCAGCAUGCACUCGACUCAGCACAGCUUGCUAGUCGGCCUUCUAGUGCUGGGAACCGGCCUCGAGAUUGUCGCGCAAUCGACGGCCACUGUAACCUGUGCACUGGACGGUUUCACCGCUGUCGUGGGGUCAUGCUACUUGGACGGGGAUCCCGGCAAUUCGAGCUGGGAGGAAGCCAAGAAAUACUGCCUCCGCAAGGGUGCCCAUCUACCGUAUGUAAACAGCGGCGAGGAGUCCAGGUACCUAGUGGACAUGGCUUCGUCGACGAACGAUCCCAUAUGGCUGGGGCUACGUGUUACUGAGGAUUCUGAAAAGAGCGCCCUCCAGUGGGGAGACGGCUCUCCGGUGGACGCCGACCUCUGGAUCCAGUUCAACCCUGACCGUACGUACGCGUGUGCAGCGCUACGCAAAACGGACAAGAAGUUCGAACUUGCUGAUUGCAGUGACCUCAACCACAGGAUAUGCGAGAGCGAACCGGAUACGCCUCAGAACCGAGAAUUAACGACGCCGACGGAAGCCAAGUCAUCAAAAGCUGAAACCACAUUGGAUGAUACCAUCCCAAAGAUGACCACAACGGAAACCACUGAGACUUUGAAUAUCGGGACAUCUCCGCAGACCGCAGCUUCUGAUACCGCAACAAUGCCCGAAGCCACCGCUACAAAUUUUGUGAGCAUAGCCCAAAAGCCCCGUCGCUGA
This is a messenger RNA of Acanthaster planci (crown-of-thorns starfish), 1622 nucleotides long. RefSeq names its product adhesion G protein-coupled receptor L4-like. Gene Ontology annotation, cellular component: plasma membrane. Gene Ontology annotation, biological process: cell surface receptor signaling pathway; adenylate cyclase-activating G protein-coupled receptor signaling pathway. Lineage: Eukaryota; Metazoa; Echinodermata; Asteroidea; Valvatida; Acanthasteridae. Gene Ontology annotation, molecular function: G protein-coupled receptor activity. The record is from RefSeq and is a predicted model, not a curated record.